AUGUCUUUCGAUCCCACAAGCGUCGAUCUGAACACUGCCAGUAAGGAGGAUGUGCUUUGCUACCUCGAAAUCGAAGGCAAUGACUACAAUGGUCACCUCGGCGCUCGCAUCUCUUCCAUCUUCGUGAUCCUCUUCGUCUCUUCCGCUUUUACCGUCUUUCCAGUCGUCUCUAAGCACAUGACGAGAUGGAAAAUUCCCUUCAGCGUGUACAUUUUCGCCCGAUACUUCGGCACUGGCGUCAUCGUGGCCACUGCUUUCAUCCACCUUCUUGACCCAGCCUACAAAUGUAUUGGACCACAGACUUGUGUCGGACAGUCUGGAUACUGGGCUGAAUACUCUUGGUGUGCUGCAAUUGUCCUCGCAUCAAUUGUAAUCAUCUUCCUCCUCGAUCUUGCCGCCGAAGUCUAUGUUGAGCAGAAAUAUGGGAUGCACAAGGAUGAAUCCGCAACAGGGGCCUUCGUCCAAUACGAACAUCAUCCGGAUUUGCAAGCCGCCCCAGAUACAGAGAAAAACAUUUUAUCUCCUAAUGAGAAGAAAACUGACACCUGGGCCACAACCUCGACUGGAACUGAAACCGAUGACACCGCCGAGCGCUCGUUUCGGCAACAAAUCGCCGCCUUCCUCCUACUUGAAUUUGGAAUCAUCUUCCACUCCGUCAUCAUCGGCCUUAACCUUGGGGUGACAGGAUCGGAGUUUGCAACACUAUACCCCGUCCUCGUCUUCCACCAAUCUUUCGAGGGACUUGGUAUUGGCGCCCGGAUGUCCGCCAUCCCAUUUGGAAAACACACUUGGCUCCCCUGGAUUCUGUGCGCAGCAUAUGGACUGACAACUCCGGUAUCUAUUGCGAUUGGACUGGGAGUUCGGACCACAUAUGUUCCUGGCUCAAAGGUAUCAUUGAUUAUCCAAGGCGUGCUGAAUGCUGUCUCUGCGGGAAUUCUGAUCUACAGUGGACUUGUUGAACUGCUUGCGAGAGACUUUUUGUUUGAUCCUUGCCGGACCAAGCAGAGAUCGAAGCUUUUAUUUAUGAUAUUCUGUACCCUUUUGGGAGCGGGAAUCAUGGCUCUGAUUGGGAAGUGGGCAUGA
Penicillium argentinense is the source of this 1083-nucleotide messenger RNA. RefSeq names its product high-affinity Zn(2+) transporter ZRT1 (gene zrfA). Gene Ontology annotation, molecular function: high-affinity zinc transmembrane transporter activity. Gene Ontology annotation, biological process: zinc ion import across plasma membrane. The transcript has a single exon. NCBI's taxonomy places the organism in Eukaryota, Fungi, Ascomycota, Eurotiomycetes, Eurotiales, Aspergillaceae. The record is from RefSeq and is a predicted model, not a curated record. Gene Ontology annotation, cellular component: plasma membrane. Bases 1 to 1083 code for a protein of 360 amino acids.